Molecule: messenger RNA, 3492 nt
Organism: Bemisia tabaci
Lineage: Eukaryota; Metazoa; Arthropoda; Insecta; Hemiptera; Aleyrodidae
Product: UPAR/Ly6 domain-containing protein crok
Biological process (GO): regulation of synaptic transmission, cholinergic; sleep; positive regulation of voltage-gated potassium channel activity
Source: RefSeq, a predicted model, not a curated record
UAUCACUGUUAUCACGAAAGCGGGCUUUGUGCAGUUCAGUUAAAAUCCCUUGGCCGGCGUUGGUUGUUGGCCCUGCAAGCCCUGCCAUUCGUUCACUGAGUGUCCCUGUGUUUACGUCGUUCGCCGGUGAGCGGUCCCUUUCGCUAAGUGCCUUUCGGAAUCCACCAUGAACCUGGAAUCGGCUCAGAUAACCCUCCUCCUCGUUCUGGCUUGCGUCACUUCAGGUUUGAGUAUUCACUGCUUCGAGUGCAACAGUCACAAUGACACAAGGUGUGCUGACGAAAAACCACCAGAUGCGUUGAAGAAGGACUGCUCAGAACACUUAGAAGGCUCAAAAUACACAAUGUGCAGGAAGAUCACCCAGACGAUAGAAUUCGAAGUCAACGGAUUGCCACCGGACAACCGAGUAAUCAGAACAUGCGGCUGGGACGAAUCUAACUACAAGAACAAGUGCUACCAACGAUCCGGCUUUGGAGGUCGCCAGGAGGUCUGCUCCUGCUCCACGGACUACUGUAACGCCGCCUCCACGAGUCAUCUCGCCAUCGGCUCCUGUCUGGUUGCCGUCGUGUCCGUUCUACUCAAAAUGACCCCACUGUUAUAAGCGCUCAAUCCAACCCGCUCAAUACUUGAACAACAAUGUAAAACAAAGGGGCUUUCGAACAAUUAUCUCAUUAGGGUUAUGAAAAUUUGACUGGCGGAGUGUGAAAACACAUUCGUGACAACGCGUUUUAUUCCGAGUUGGCUGAAAUGUCAAAAUCAUGAUAGUACACCGGGAAAAAACUAUUAUUCUGAGAACUAUGGGGAAAGCGAUCCAUGUGGAUUAAGCCUUUUCAUCCAACCUUUUCAUCAAAAGGCUUCCAUCGUGGCUUUAUUCAUUGGUAUCAUGGGAUUCAUGGGCUUUAAUGGUGGUGUUUUUACCGCCGGUAUUUUCACCGCUUAUCGGUCCUUGGUAAUUAAUUUAUUUCCAUCGAUCAGAAAACUAACAAUACUAGUAGAAUUUCAUCGCUAAAUGGGUAAAUUUAUCACUAUUUUUCGCUAAAAUUACCCAAAAGUGAGAGUUUAAUGUACACCAUUAUUACGGUAAUAAUCAGAAUUUUACUUUUUUAACGGUGUGAAAAGAGAAUACGACAUUUCAGUGAUCCAAUAUCAGAGACAAAUCACGACGUCCUUUAGCUUUUUGACGACACUUGAUAACUUCUAUUUUCAAGAUUAUGCCAUUCAUCCCUACAAAGUCUUCUCUUCUCGACUGCUGAGCAACUUGUUGAAAUACACCGAUGUACGCUGUAUGGUGAAUUUGUUCGGUUGUUUGUUCAGGAAGUAGCACAACAGCCAAGAAAAGGUAGGGGGUCUCAGAGGACAAACAGAGGGUCUCUGUUUGUCUUUUUGGAGAGGAUAGAACACGAACUAAGACUAUACCUACUAUAAUUUUUGCACUUUAAAAUAGGACACAAAGCACGCAACGAAACAUUUGAAAAUCAGCAACUAACAAACUGUAACUUUGAGCAGUUGAUUGAAGAAUUCUAAUUUCCUUUUGUUUUAUUUUAUUUAUUUAUUUAUUUUUUUUUUGGCAUUUUAUAAAUUAAAAUCCACCAAUUUUUACAGUCUUAAAUUUUGAACGUACGUGGAAUGGCUUUAUGAGUAAAGUGUAAUUUUCGAUUUUAGUGUGAUAAUUAGAGCUCAUAGGCACUUUUGCGAGUAUUCUUGUCUAAAUUCCUACAGAAGCUACUCACAUUACUAGAUAUUUUUAACUACUGUUACCGAAUUUUUAAACGCUGACAAGGAAUGUUAGAGAAUAUUAAUCUUUUGAUCCUCAUGUGAGAGAAAAGUAAGAGCUCCAGCUCUCCAAGUCCAAUUUCCCUACCUCUCCUAUUUUUUAUAUUUAUUCCAUCAUGAGUUCUUUGCCCUCGUGUGUUCAUGCCCUCUGAGCAUCAUUUCUUCAUCGUAAGAUAAAAAACAAGCUAACUACAAUGUGCCGCGGACGUAAUUUGAGCAGUAUCGUUGUGAUAAUCUCGCAAUUUGAAUGCACUGAGUUGGGUCAUUCUAACAUUUUCGUAAAAAAACGAUAAUCAUCGUGACACACUGCUCCGCAAAUAUUCAUAACGGAAAUCAAUGGAAAAAUCUGUUUUUAUCCAUUUCCAAGGAAUCGACCUUGAGCAAGAUCGAGUAAUUUUCGAAAAAAUUUAAAGAUACUGAAGCAAAAUUUGUACAUUUUUGUGUAGGCCGUAUUUUUUGUCCGAUUGUCUGUUAGAUUUUGGUCACAAGAACGAAACAUUUUAAAGCCUCACUCCUGUAUUACUCUCCUCAAGUUAUGCCAACGCAGAUUUAAAAAUUUAGUCACAUUGAAGUAUGAAUAUUGCUUACCGUGGACAUUAUAGUUAGUGUAAGUUAAUUGGUUUUUACUUUCUUAUUCUCAAUUUUGAGGAGGAAAUGUUGUUUUCCUUAGCUUUUUAACUGAACUAGUUUAAUAACUACCUGCGAAAUUGCGAGAGCUUGCACGAAUGGAAUGGUGCACAUCGGCGAAGUAAUUUAUAAAUGGAGAUCAGAGUUAUCCUUAGAAUGAAUCUGGAGGUUUCCGAGAGAGACAGUAAUUAAGGUCAACGAAUAAUUGUGUUUCACCCGUCAAUGCAUGUAUGUUAAAGUUCCUCUAGUUCAUUAUUCUCUACUUACCAUUGUACAGUACGUUAAAUAACGUUUUUCCAAUUACCUAUAAAAUGAUUAGAAGGUUUACAUUGACAGGUAUGUACGAUGAGAGGAUACCUAUUCAUCCUCUCAAUGAUUAACACCAAUAUUACAACAAUCAACUGAAUCUACCAAUCUAAAAUAAAGGAAGAAUAAAAUAUAAGAAAUGAAAAAUAGAUGAAUCACACCAUGAAAUGCACACCUUUUCCCUAUCAUAUCAUCGUUUGAAAUGAAAACUUUUGAUAAAGUUAAUUUUUAAAAAAAGUUUUAUUAAUAUUUUUGCUUAGCUUUCGAAAACUGCAGCAAAAUCAGUGUCGAAGUAACUUAGGAGCUCAAUCCUACAUUGAUGAGACAUGUUCAAUACUUUAAAUAGGUAUCCCUCUAAAAUUGGUGAUUAUUUUGAUUUGUUCGACCGUCAUCACUCUUAAUUAAAAUAAUUUCAUGCAUGAAAAUUUAAUGACAAUAAUACAUCCCUGGCUUGAUAUUGUAUUGGAUUUUCUAAUGCGCCUAGUGCCGUAAAUGCAAUUCGAAAAUAAUAAAAAUAAAUGAAGAAGUUACUAGUUUAAUUCACAUAAUUUAAGAUUUUAGUGUCAAAUUGCUAAUAAUGACUUUUGUAAGAUCUUAUGAUUUUUUUUAUCCUAGUUUUAAUGUCUAGUUUAAUGCGAUGUAAAUUUGCUAGUAAAUAAUUUGUCUGUACAAUACUUAGUGUCUUAAGUAAACUGUUGCUUGUUUUCUAACUAUUUUUGAAGGUGAGACAAUUACCUCUGUUUUAUUUUUAUAUUUUCAAGUCAAUAAACUAUUUACAAAAGCAAA